AUGUCUAUAGAAUCAAAAGUUUACGUUUCUUAUAACCAAAUAAAAGAUACUGUUGAACGUUAUCGCAUUAAUGAGGAUUUUAAACCUGACCUAAUGAUUGCAAUAGGUGGUGGUGGCUUUAUACCGGCUAGAAUUCUGCGUACUUUUCUAAAACGUCAAAACAACAAAAACAUUCCUAUCCAAGCUAUAGGACUCUCGUUAUACGAGGAUCUGUAUGUUUCAAACGAAGAUGAACAAGCAGAAAACGCCAAGGCACUCGGAAAAUUGGGAAGUCAAGUAAUAAAAACUCAAUGGUUACAAUUUGGUCCGCCGGUUGCCACAACACUUUUAGGAAAAAAUAUUCUGAUUGUGGAUGAAGUGGAUGAUACACGCACGACGUUGGCAUAUGCAGUUGAAGAACUGAACAAAGACAUUAAAGAACUGAGACAAAAAUUUAUUCUGGAACAUCCGGGAAUGAACCCUCCUGAAACUCGAUUGGCUGUGUUUGUAUUACAUAAUAAGCUUAAAAAGAAACGGAUGGAAAUAUCAGAUGAGUCAAUUGUUAAUGGUGGAAGAUAUUGGGCUGCAAGAGAGGUUCCUGAUAAAUGGAUAGUGUACCCGUGGGAGGCUGUUGAUAUCGAAGAUCAUACUGAAAAAAGUUUGAUCUAUACAUGUAAUUGA
Ambispora leptoticha is the source of this 660-nucleotide messenger RNA. The record is from the annotation of a GenBank genome assembly. Lineage: Eukaryota; Fungi; Glomeromycota; Glomeromycetes; Archaeosporales; Ambisporaceae.